This is a messenger RNA of Penicillium bovifimosum, 1632 nucleotides long. RefSeq names its product cytochrome P450. The transcript has 7 exons. Gene Ontology annotation, molecular function: iron ion binding; oxidoreductase activity, acting on paired donors, with incorporation or reduction of molecular oxygen; heme binding. Lineage: Eukaryota; Fungi; Ascomycota; Eurotiomycetes; Eurotiales; Aspergillaceae. The coding region runs from base 1 to 1632 and encodes 543 amino acids. The record is from RefSeq and is a predicted model, not a curated record.
AUGUCUUUCCUUUACAAUGGCACCGCGGCCUUGCCGAGCUCGUCGCCGUUGGCUACGGGUCUUUGGGCAGUCGGUUCAAGCGCUGUGUUCGAAUCCAGCUCGCCUUCUGUUUGGGCUAUCACCGUACUUGCUGGAGUAUCACUUCUUGCCUGGUUGAGAAAGCCUUGGAGUGACCAGGAGGGCCACAAGAUUCCCAAGGGCCCUAAGGGCAUUCCUAUCUUUGGUUCUUUCUACUCUCUCACCAGAUACCCCGAGCUUACUCUAGACUUCUGGGCCAAAAAGUUCGGCAAUCUGUAUUCCGUCUGGCUGGGUAACCAGCUGUUUGUCAUUGUCUCUGAUCCCCGCAUCGCAAAAGACCUCAUGGUCACCAACGGCAAUGUCUUUUCGUCUCGAAAGGAGAUGUUCAUCAAGAGUCAGACUGUGUUUGCUGGCCGGGGUAUCACCGCUACCCCGUACAAUGACCGAUGGCGCAAGCAUCGCCGUAUUGCUACCACGUGGCUGAGCCAGCGCGCCGUGGACACCUACUCCCCUGUCUUAGACCGUGAAUCUUUGUCGUUAGUCAAGGCACUGUAUGAUGAAAGCAAAGGCGGAUUGGUCCCCGUUAACCCUCAACCCCAUGCCGGUCGUUGCUCUCUGAACAACAUGACGACCAUCACCUUCGGCUUCCGAACUGAUAGCAUCAAACACCCUCUUGUCGGGCAAGCCCUGAAGCUUAGCCGUGAAUUCAUGAACUGCACCGGUCCCAUGUCAAACCUGGUAGAUUUCGUUCCUCUCUUGCAGUACCUCCCAACACCAAUGCACCGACGCGGCAAGAAGCUCCACAGGGGCUUGGUCGAGACCUAUGGCGGGAUUAUCAAAGACACUGAGCGGAAAAUGAAGGCCGGAGAGAAGGUCAACGACUGCCUGGCAAAGACCAUGAUCGAAUUGCGUCACAAGGAACAACUGGAUGACCUCGACAUGGCAAUCCUCGCAUCCGCCUUCAUGAUCGGUGGUGUAGAGACAACCGCCGCUAUCAUGCAAUGGUUCUCUGCGCUCAUCCCCGCCUACCCCGAGAUCCAGAAAAAGGCCCAGGAAGAACUCGAUCGAGUCGUCGGCCGUGAUCGUCUCCCCAACAUCGAAGAUGAGAAGAAUCUGCCUUACUGCCACGCCAUCAUCAAAGAGGUGGAGAGAGUUCACAACCCCUUCUGGCUGGGGACACCUCACGUAGCCAGUGAGGACUUUGUCUACGAGGGUCAAUACAUUCCAAAGGAUACGGUGGUUGUUCUCAACACCUGGACGAUGCACCACGACUCCCACCGUCACUCCAACCCGGACAAGUUCAAUCCUGACCGUUACAUCAACGAUCCCUUGACAUCUGCCGAUAGUGCCAAUUCCGCCGACCCUAUGGAGCGAGACCACUGGAUGUUCGGUGCCGGUCGCCGUAUUUGCCCUGGAAUGAUCGUUGCUGAGCGCGAGAUCUGGUUGACUAUCUCCCGUAUGCUCUGGGCUUUCGAUAUGUACGAGAUCCCUGGUGAGCCUAUCGAUCUGAAGGAGUACGAUGGUCUUUCGGGACGUUCUCCGGUUCCCUUCCGUAUUGGAUUGAAGCCUCGUCAUGAAAACGUUGCGAAGCUUCUUAAGGGUGUUGAACUAUAA